AUAAGCAAACAAACAAAACAAGCUCAGUUGAAAUAAUUGAAUUCAUUAUUCAUCCUCUUCUCCAUUUUCUUCCCCAAUCUCUGCCCAUCAAUGGCAAAUUAUCAUAAUUAAGCCUGACACACCCACACCUACACACACACGCACGCACCACUUCUCUCUCUCUCUCUACAAGCACACACACACACAUAGGUGUUAAUCGUUUCCGCAUCUGAAGUCUGAAGAUCCCUAACUUUUCACUGUAACUUGCAUGUGUGUGUAUGCGCGCUCAUUUCCGCAUCCCUAAUUGAACAACCCUAGGUGUUUUCUCCCUUUUUAUACUCUACUUAAGUAAUUUGUGAAUGCACCUUCACUCACAAACGAUUAUUGCUGGAAACUCAAUUUUUGGCAUCUAUCUACUUUUGAAUCUCAUGCUGUGAUUUGAAAUUUAUGACUUCUGAGAUCUUCAAGCUGCGCCUUUUAGGCCUAUUUUUUUGUUUGGAGAUCUCGUCUCUGUACAGUUUGUGAUAAUUCGCAAGGCAUUCUGGAUCAGAUCCUCAUUUUUAUCUAUAAUUGAAAACUUGAAAAUAUUUGAAAUUCACUUCACUUUUUUUAUCUUCUUCGCGUAAUUUGCUUGAUUUAAUCACCUGAGAAGAAGAAAAAAGGGGGCGGGGGGAGAAAUUCGAAAAGCCAGAAUGUGGAAGCAAUUUCUGAAUAAGCUCCCGCGGAAAUCCCAGAAAUCGGCUCGAGAUUCGGCCAGAAACCCUAAUUUGGAUGCGGGUUCGGGCCGGGCCUGCACUGGCAGCUCUGCUGCGAAACGGGCUUCGGCUGCGGUGUUCCCAGCCAGCGUGAUUUCGGGAAUCGAGCCAUUGCUUGCGUUUAAAGAUGUUUCAAACUCAGAGAAGAUGAAUCUGUUCAUUAGUAAGUUGAGUCUUUGCUGUGUUGUGUUUGAUUUCACUGAUCCAGCUAAAAAUGUUCAAGAGAAGGAGCUUAAGCGAGCUACAUUGCUCGAGUUAGUCGAUUUUGUCUCCGAAAACCCCCUGAAAUUCUCAGAGCCUGCUAUCUUAGCUUCUUGCAAGAUGUGUUCCAUUAAUUUGUUUCGUGUUUUCCCACCCAAUUGUCGGUCGAGAAGCUCAAGCUCCGGUGAAAAUGAGAAUGACGAUGAGCCCACGUUUGAUCCUGCGUGGUCACACUUGCAGCUGGUAUACGAGUUCUUGCUCAAGUUUGUGACCUCGUCUUCUUUGGAAGCCAAGGCGGGAAAGAAGUAUGUGAACAAUGACUUCAUAUCUAGGAUCAUUGAUUUAUUGGAGUCUGAGGAUCCGCGGGAGAGGGAUUGUUUGAAGGCGAUUCUGCACAGGAUCUACGGGAAGUUUAUGAUUCAUAGGCCUUUUAUUCGAAAGUGCAUAAGCAAUGUGUUCUAUAGAUUCGUGUUUGAGGUGGAGAAGCAUAAUGGUAUUGCAGAGCUAUUGGAGAUUUUUGGGAGUGUAAUCACGGGAUUUGCUCUUCCUUUAAAGGAAGAACAUAAGGUAUUCUUCUGGAGGGCAUUGAUUCCCCUGCAUAAGCCGAAGUCGCUAGGGGUUUACUUUCAGCAGCUCUCGUAUUGUGUAAAUCAGUAUGUUGAGAAAGAGCCGAAGCUGGCUAGCCACUUGAUUCAGGGGCUGCUCAAGUAUUGGCCUAUUACAAAUAGCCAGAAGGAGGUUAUGUUUCUGGGCGAGGUGGAGGAGAUUCUCGAAGUAAUCAGCAUGGGUGAGUUCCAAAAAAUGAUGGUUCCGUUGUUUUGUCGCAUCAGGCACUGCAUAAAUAGCUUCCAUUUUCAGGUAGCCGAAAGGACUCUGUACCUCUUGAACAAUGACCAGAUCCUUAGCCUGGUUGCUCACAAUCGGCAAGUUAUACUGCCGAUAGUAUUCCCAGCUCUGGAAGCCAAUGCUCAAAACCACUGGAACCAGGCGGUUCUAAACCUAACCAUGAACGCAAGAAAGAUGCUGACAGAAAUGGAUGACGCCCUAGUAUCAUCUUGCAUCUCCAAUAACCAAGAGCAGCAAGAGAAAGUGAGCUCAUUGGCCGAGAAACGGAAGCAGGUCUGGGAGCACCUGGAGAACACGGCCAAUCUCCAGCCGAUGAUGGCCAGGAACACUGCCGUUCUGGUAGCUCAUUGAACCAACCAGCUCUACAUCCUGGUAAUAUAUUCUUCGCCUCCAUCUCAGGUGCCUGUUGCAAAGUUGUCGUUCUUGUUGCUGCGGGGGCUGGGUGAUCGAGAUGGCAUCAUCGUGGUGUUACAAAAUCUCAUCUUUCUGCUUUUAGAGAUGGCAUGGGAAGUGAUCUCCAGUGGAUAGUGUAAAGUAACAUCUUUUGUCAGCUCUUCUUCUUCUUGGUUUAGACUGGAUAUUGUUGCCAUUGUAUCUUUGAAAGUAGCUUUGAUAAUCUACAAGCUUACUCUGCCAUUUGUGUCUGUUUGUAUGAAAAUAUAUAGGGAAUGUUUGAAAUUAUCUGCGAAUGCUCUUUCGUCUCA
This is a messenger RNA of Salvia hispanica, 2485 nucleotides long. Its product is annotated as serine/threonine protein phosphatase 2A 57 kDa regulatory subunit B' kappa isoform-like. Gene Ontology annotation, biological process: signal transduction. Gene Ontology annotation, molecular function: protein phosphatase regulator activity. Gene Ontology annotation, cellular component: protein phosphatase type 2A complex. The record is from RefSeq and is a predicted model, not a curated record. Lineage: Eukaryota; Viridiplantae; Streptophyta; Magnoliopsida; Lamiales; Lamiaceae.